This is a messenger RNA of Pochonia chlamydosporia 170, 990 nucleotides long. RefSeq lists its product as hypothetical. Lineage: Eukaryota; Fungi; Ascomycota; Sordariomycetes; Hypocreales; Clavicipitaceae. The transcript is spliced from 2 exons. The record is from RefSeq and is a predicted model, not a curated record. Bases 1 to 990 code for a protein of 329 amino acids.
AUGGCAGGGCGUCGCGGCGCAAAGAUGGAAGACGGCGAUACGACCAAAGGCAGAAUUUUCGCUGUGGACUCUGAUCUGCCGCAUAGCAAGUACGAGACCCGAUCUACGGUUAGGCAAAUGCUGGCACGGUUCGAUGUCAUGGACGCACUGAACGCACAGCAAGCACCACCAGCUGGCCGGCGACCGCAGACGCGCCAGAAGACAGCAGAAGAGUUACAAGAAAAAGAAGAGCCCAAAGUUGACACACAAAGUAGUUCCUCGUCGGGGGAAGACGAAGAUACUCUGACGUCGGCGGAUAUAUUGCAAGACAUCCGGCGACAUUGCUCUCCCUCGACGACAACAGACCCUGCACCGUCAAGUUCCCAGGUGACGACAGCGAGACCUUCAACUCCAGCUCCUUGGCUAAAAGCCUCCCCAAACCACCAAAUUUCGACAAGGCAGCCGAACGAGAAAACAGGACUGCCGUCGCCAUCAUCAGUGUGGGAUGAGCUCGAUGACCUAAAACGGCGAGGGUCUUCCCCUGAUAACCCUUUCGUGCCGCUAACUCCAGCUUUGUCCUCCGACGAGCCUAAGAGCACAACUAUGGUAGCCCAAAAGCUGGAGAAGUCUUCUGGGAAGAGAAAGGCGCGCGCCGACGUUUCUGCGGAACAUAAGAUGCUGCUGGGUCCAUUUGAGAAACAGCUCGACCGGCCAACCCGGGAAGAGAUGAGGGCUGAGGCGUUGGCUCUUGAGAGAGAACAGGGUGAUCUAGGACCAUUGGACAAGAUGAAUAUUUGGUUGAAACGAAGCACUCUUAUGAAGCGGCCAUCCUGGAUGCAGCUUGAAGAGGCGAACGCAUCGAUCCACGCAAUGCGUAACGAGUCACUCGACCCGGCGCAAGUAAAACUUCGUCAAGAACAGGAGGACGAGGCAGCGCGACAAAAGGAAAAGCGACGGAUGGCCAAUAAAGUCCGCUAUGGCCUCUUACAGAACACACAAAAGGAGGAGUAA